Messenger RNA from Trifolium pratense (red clover), 1274 nucleotides. RefSeq lists its product as uncharacterized. Gene Ontology annotation, cellular component: ribosome; mitochondrial small ribosomal subunit. Gene Ontology annotation, biological process: translation. Gene Ontology annotation, molecular function: small ribosomal subunit rRNA binding; structural constituent of ribosome. NCBI's taxonomy places the organism in Eukaryota, Viridiplantae, Streptophyta, Magnoliopsida, Fabales, Fabaceae. The record is from RefSeq and is a predicted model, not a curated record. The coding region runs from base 299 to 1081 and encodes 260 amino acids. The transcript has 6 exons.
UUUUUGGCGAACCAGGUUUGAGAAAAAAACAAAAUACUACUCCUAGUGUCCUACUUCAGUUGUAACUUUUAAAACAUUUGAUUUUAUUGUUAAAAAAAUGAUUUUGGUUUAGUUCAGUUUUACAAUUGAAAAACCGGUUAACUAAACCAUAAUCACAGUUUAGUUCAGUUCAAAUUGUUAACAGUUUGGUUUGGUGUUUUUUAACUUUAAAUAGAUAUGGUUUGGUUUAGUUCAGUUCAGUUUUCCUCCAAAACCAAACCAUGAACACCCCUAAUCGGCAGUAAGAAAUAGGAAAAAAAUGAAGAUUGUUUCAGGUGCAGUUAGGUCAUUCAAAGGCAAUUUGUCACAUCACAACCAUUUUCUCAGAAACCUUUCUACUUGGCCAUUUCCAGGAAAUGGAACUGCUAAUCAUCAGGUUAAUAAGUCAGAGUCUCUGGAGGAUUUUGAGCAGCGGAUAUUCAGUCCUAGGGGAAAUUCAAAAACUGAUGCCAUUUUAGAUAAGCUCAAUCAACAACAGGCAAGGACUCGAGAUAGAUCUGCUGGAAAUACCCAGAUGUUGGAUGAUCUCGAACGAAGUUUUGACACAUUAUCUGAUGGAAUGGAUGGGAAACUCAAUAAUGCUGCCAGAUACUUUGAAUUUGAUCAUAAUGAAAUCGAUAAAGAAGAUUAUUCUUAUCGAUAUGAUACCACUUUUCAAAAGGGAUCAAAAUAUGAUACAAAGGAUCUGGAUCUUAAAAAACCUGCUGCACAAAAAUACCCCAAAAGGGAUGAGUUCAUAGUAUCCACUAAAGAAGUUCUUAGUCAAGCAGAUUUCAGGAAUGUAAGAUUUUUGGCAAACUUCAUAACAGAAGCUGGAAUUCUUAUCAAGAGAAGCAAGACUGGCAUCAGUGCAAAGGCUCAAAGGAAGGUUGCAAGGGAGAUUAAAACUGCACGAGCAUUUGGCUUAAUGCCCUUUACUACAAUGGGUACUAAGAAAUUUGAUUAUGGGAGAACUAUGGAGAAUCUUGAUGAUGACUUCUCGUACAGGAGUGAAAGGAGAAACAUGCCUAGUGAACAUGAUUUGGAAGAAGACAUCGCUUAAGGCAACCUUAUUAAUGUUUAUGUCGCGGUGUUGAAUUAGCUUGCAUAAUCUUCUUUUUUUGUUGUUUCUCUACCUAGAUUAAGAGCAGUUGAAAUUUAUUGAAUAAGUGAUUUUCCUGGUAUACCUUGAUUGCUAUGGUGCCUAUGUUGUACUUUUAUUUAUAUAUUAAAGUCUUGAGUAUUAUUUACUUGAA